Clupea harengus (Atlantic herring) is the source of this 3146-nucleotide messenger RNA. RefSeq names its product chromosome 26 C22orf23 homolog (gene c26h22orf23). The record is from RefSeq and is a predicted model, not a curated record. Lineage: Eukaryota; Metazoa; Chordata; Actinopteri; Clupeiformes; Clupeidae.
AAUCUGCCUAGCGACCCUGUUCAAUUGGCUCAGGCACCGAAAUGAACCCUCCCUGAAAUUAUCACACAAUGCUCGUGCUGGAGAAGUUUGAAAAAUAUCAAUAUCGCCUGCAGGCUUCAUGUAUCCUAACAUGCCUCUGCCUGAAAUGUGCGCUAUGAAUUAAUAUAGUCAGAAAAGGUACGUAAGAAUGUUCAACUCUCCUAUGUGUUCUUCACAACUUCUGGAUGUAGAUGGGUCAUUCAUAGACUGUCCAAAGCCAUAUCCAUAGCAUUGUGAUAACCCUGGUUUUCACUGACUGACACCAAGUGCCCGAGUAAUGUAUUUAAGCCCCUGUACUUCACCUUGAGUACUUUUGGCCUUUCAUCUUCACAGUUUGGUAGACAGAUAUGUAAAGCUCUGUCGUCUUCUACAAAAACUUAUCCUAGCAGGUCAUUACUUAGUAAAGCUGCAGUAAAACUUAAAUUAAUAGCCAGUUAAUAGCAACCAACAACAAACUCCAGGGCUCUGUAAUCAACCAUAUGAAAUUCAGUAUAUGCCUGCCAGUCAUUUUGCAAUAUAGAAAGGAGCAAUAAGACUCACAUUUUGCUUUCUUGCACAUGUAAGAUACAUUUAAAAGGCUACAUACAGUAUAAAAACUGUCAAAUGGAAGAUAACAAGCAGUGUUAGAUGCAAUGAUGAAACGCAACUGUCAGAUAGAAAUGUACCAGACAGUCAGCAGAUCAAUGCACUGGGUCAAAGGCAGUUAGACAGUUGAAAUGUGGAAACCACGUAAGUCGCAAGAAAAUAUGAUGACAGCAGAAAAGUAAAAUACAGAAGUUCUGUUAAACGGACAAAGUCCAAAAAAGGCAAGAAAGCACCGUGCAGGGUGGACAGACGACCAAGACAUCGGCUGAAGGCCACAUACCACUAAGUGACAUCACCACUGGGCCAAUAAAAGAUCGAACAUAUCCUGAAGCUGACAGAACGCGCCUUCUCCAGCUUUUGAUGUAUCACUGUAUUGAAAGCUGUAUUGCUAUUAUUAUUUGCCAGUAAAAAACUUGUACAACGAUCGUCUUGUCCGGUGCCUCCUUCCUAAACCAGCACGCAAAGAGAAAUACUUAACACACAGCAACCUAAUACAAAGCUCCUCAACCUACCAGCUCUAAAUGGCCAUCUUCAACCCUCUCCACCAAACAUCUAGUACGUCAUCAUGUCCUUAGUACAUAUGUUCAUCAUGAUUCGGGUGUCAGCUUAUUGCAGUUCCAAAUAUAUAUGUUUUUUUUUCCACUCCAUAAGCUGUUUUAAUAUCAAAAUUGCAAAUAUGUCUAAAGUGUAUUUUGUUUAACAUAACCAUGUAAUAUCUUUAUUUCAUUGUAUAUAUUAUAUUUCAUUAUUUUCCAUUUUAUCUUUUCUAUCCUUGUCUGAAUACUUUUGGUUUUGCCUAUUAGGCUACCUAUGUAUGUGCAUUCUGUAAAUGUAGAUAGGCCAACUUAAUUACAUUCAUGAAUAUCGCAAAAUCUUGCUGUCAAUCACUAGUGCUUUAUGGGUUAACCUUGCACGCAUAAUAAACACUUUUUUGUAAAAGGGUUUUAUUAUUUAUACCUUCGACUAGAAAGUAAUUGAAGUCAGCUGCCAUACUGUUCUUUUGGAAAUUCUAGUGGUUGGUUGUCACUGCAAAAUAAAAUGAUAAAAGGACAAACUGAUUGCAAUCUUUGUGUCUGUGGUAGAAAACGUUUCAGCCUUUUCCUCAUUACUGCGCAGCACCAUCUGACUGUCUUUGCGAACACACCCCGCUUACUUGUUACCACAGCAACUUGACGCAACUUGUGACAAGCUGAAGCUGCCUGGUAGCAAGCUAGCUAGCUCGUUUGUAAAUGAUUUGAGGGUAAAAACAGUAACGAUGGAGCAUCUCAGAAAUGGACACGGGGGACUCUGGAACUGUCCACGAGCGUCCCAGUACAGCAAGGAAACUCAAGAAAUGCUAAAAAUGAUGAUGCAAGAGUCACAGCUCAACAACUUCCAGCAGAGGAAACUCAGCGGUCAUCUAAGGAAGGGGGAAGCCCUUCCACUCAGCUGUAACCCUACCACAUCGGCGCCUCCUCCUCCUCAGCCAAAACCUAAGGUCAUCAAGACAUCAGCGCCCCUGGCGGCCAAACCACUGAGACGGCAGGCUGAAACGUGCAAAGCGGGAGACAACUACAAAAGGGAGAUGUUCCGCCCCAGUGCAACACGGGAUCUGGAAAAAGAGAAGAAGAGAUUGCAGAACAUCUUGGCGGGUGUCCAAGAGGACCCCAAACCCAAAGGGUCUAGGAAUCUAUCAAAGGAGAAGUCUGUAGAAGAAGAGAAGGAUAGAUUUGAAGAGGUUCUGGAGGAGAUUGAAGAUCGGAAACAGUUCUUAGAGGAGAUGACCUCAGUUGGGAUGGGUCAUCAUUACCAGAAUGUCAUCAAUACUGAGAUCUCACAGAAAAUUCGGGAGCUGGAGUUGAUCGACAAGGCUCGCAGUGCCUCAUUUAAGUCCCUCUUAAAAGAGGAGAAGAAAGGACAGAACUUCAGCAAUGCCAUUCACUCCCUCUGACACUUUUGGCAACAGUUUAUUCAACGCAUAAAAAAGACACACUGCCUUUUUUUCGUUUCGUGUUAUCACUGACACAAAACUUAAAAUAUCAUGGAGCCAAUUUAAAACCUUUCAGUAUGGACUUAUGGAUGAUGGACCAUCAUCAAUAGACUGGGAAUCAGAAAACCCCCCAGAUAUUAUCCUACUUACCAGUAUUUCUGAUUAAGAGCAUUAUUCAAAUAAGUAUUUCAUUUCCUAUGUUGUACUUGAGUGUUUGUUAUUUUGUCAGUUUUGUUUAAACAUAUCACAAAGCUAUAGGCCCAUAGUUGACCGCUGCUGCUGGGAAGCUGGCUCCUCAUUACGACUCAUUUGUGGAGUGGCGCCCCCUAGUGAAUAAUGUUCAAUGCUAAAAUCUAGCCAAUAUCUUCUGAUGUGAAGGUUCAAAGUUCACGAAAUUUGACACGCUACAUCGCUACCACUUUUUUUGAAUGAAUCUCUUCAAUCACCCCUACUGGACCCAGUCAUACAUCUACAAUGUGUUUGCAAGCCAUAGCCCUUUCUAUCAAUCUGUUUGCUUUUGGUCAAAACUAAAUGGUAAAUAACACCUUCACAA